This is a messenger RNA of Metarhizium acridum CQMa 102, 1290 nucleotides long. RefSeq names its product putative secondary metabolism biosynthetic enzyme. NCBI's taxonomy places the organism in Eukaryota, Fungi, Ascomycota, Sordariomycetes, Hypocreales, Clavicipitaceae. Gene Ontology annotation, biological process: biosynthetic process; amino acid metabolic process. Gene Ontology annotation, molecular function: pyridoxal phosphate binding; transaminase activity. The record is from RefSeq and is a predicted model, not a curated record.
AUGCUCUCUCGUCGGGCCCGAGAACAAAUUCCCCCGUCGGCGCUCAAUGUGAUGUGGGAAGUGAUGAAAGACCCUUGGGAUGCGUACGAUAACCCCAAUGGAUACGUGAAUGUGGGCGUAGCCGAGAAUCACUUGAUGCAAGCCGAGCUGGAGGACUAUCUCUCCCAGCACAUUAACAUGCGUGGCUCCGUGUUGACCUACCAGGAUGGCCCCAUGGGCAGUCCCCGAUUGCGAAGCGCGUUGGCGCGCUUUCUCGACCGGCAGCUUCACCCGCAUCAUCCCUUGGAUGCCUCCCAAAUCAUUGUCACCAACGGCGUGUCCAAUGCCCUCGAGCACACCUCGUGGGCGUUUGCCAACCCUGGAGACGCCUUCAUUCUUGGCCGGCCGUACUAUGGAGCAGUCAACCUGGCGCUCCGGCCGCAGGUGCUUACCCUGCCCGUCACCUUUGGCGAAGUCGAUCCGUUGAGCUUGGAGGCCAUCCGGUGCUAUGAGGAAACCAUUCUCGCCGCCAGGGAACAAGGCACGGCUGUCAAGGGAUUGCUGCUGUGCUCACCACAUAAUCCGCUGGGCCAGUGCUACUCGCCUGAAGUCCUUGAGGCUUUCCUGAAGUUGUGCAACAAGUACCAAGUUCAUCUCGUCUGCGACGAAAUCUACGCCCUGUCCGUCUGGAGCGACCCCCCUUUCACCUCGGUCCUCGCCCUCGACCUUGAAGAGUUCAUCGAUCCGGGGCUGGUGCACGUUCUCUGGGGAAUCUCCAAGGACUUUGGCGCCAACGGCUGGCGUCUGGGAUGCAUCAUCUCCCUUUCCAACCGGGCGUUCCACACGGCGCUGAAUUCCGUCGCCAUCUACUCGUACGUGUCGUCCAUUACAGACCACAUCGUGACGCAAAUGAUCGAGGACGACGGAUUUGUCAGUGCCUACCUCACUGAAAAUCGGCGCCGUCUAGCGUCCAUGUACGCCUUUGCCACCGAUUUCUUGCGGCGCCAUGCCAUCCCCUUCACGCCGGGCGUCCACGCUGCGUUUUUCCUAUGGGUUGAUCUAGGCCAGGCGUAUCGCAACCGGCAUCCGGACAGGGCGUCCAACCAAGACGUCAUCGAGGAACUGAAGCAGGCUUUGUGGGCGCAUAAAGUCUACUUGGCAUGGGGAGGCAACUUUGACAGCGAGUCGCCGGGUAUGUUUCGCAUUGUGUUUGCACAUCCUCGAGCAUAUCUGGAGGAAGCUUUGCGUCGGAUCAACCAGGCACUGGAGCGGGGAGUUCACGCCGCGACCUGGGCAAAUCCACUUUUGUAA